AUGGGCGGCUCCCGCCGCCAACCUGCUGGCCCCAAACCUGCCACUGCCAGCAUCCUCUGCCUCCACGGCGGCCGCCAGUCGGCGGAGCUCUUCAGGCAGCGAAUCGACCGGCUUCGUGCGCGCUGCCAAGCCGAAGGCAUCCGCCUGAUAUUUGUUGACGCGCCAAUGCUGCAGCCGGACGGGAGCCGGUGCUGGUACGACGAGGACGGCGGCGACGCGGCUGGCGCAGCCAGCGCUGCGGCGAUCGCGGUCCGUGAGGAGUGGGAGCGCCACGCGCCGGUGAGCGGGCUGCUGGGCUUCUCUCAGGGCGCGGCCGUGGCGGCAGCGACCGCCCUGUGCUCUGGUGGCGACGAUGCGCCCCUCCCGGGACUGCGGUUCGUCAUCCUGGCCGGCGCGCCGCACGAGCCGCUGCCGGUGGCGACGGGGCAUCGCUCGCGGCUGCCGUCGCUCCACCUCUUGUCUGCCGCCGACUCUGCCGUGCCGGCGCACAGCAGCGAGGCGGUGGCGGCGCGCUUCGAGGAGGCGCAGGAGCUCGAGGCGGCGGAGGCCAUCUUCGGGCCCGACUUUGCGCUCGACGAGGACAGUCUCGACGGCGAGGCGCUGCAGGCGGCCGCCGCAGAGGCCUCCGCCGCCGCGGCUGCAGACCCUAAGGGGCGGGCGGGCCCAGCUCCUCCGGUCCGCUUCAGCGUCCGCCUCACCGGCGACAGCGGCACGAGCGCAGAGCAGCUCCCUCCCUCCGAGCUGCGACUCGCUGUCCAGAUGGGAGGCGAGCUGGUCCACUGCAUGCUCGAGCACGAGAUGCCGCCCGACGGCGCUGCUGCGCUGCUCGAGGCUGCGCGCGCCGCCGCCGCAGCAGCAGCGCUCGAGGCGGAGCCCGACGGCUCGAGCGCUGCGGUCUGGAGUGCGGCGCUGCUCGCCGAGUUGAGUGAGGAGGCGCCUUCGGCGGGAAAGAGCACGCUCUUCAACGCGCUCACGCGAGCCGGGUCGGCGCCGGGCGCUGCCGAGGAGGCGAAGACGGGGGCGCAGCCCUUCACCACGAUCGAGCCGAACCUCGGGCAGGCGUCCUUGGGCGGCAAACCUCGGCUAAUCUCGGGCCAUCUCGGGUCAUUUUGGGUCAUCUCGGGCAGGCCCGACGGCCGGCGGCUGCUGCCGUGCCGGCUCAUCGACAUCGCUGGCUUGGUGCCCGGCGCGUACCUCGGGAGGGGGAAGGGGAACCUCUUCUUGCAGGAGCUCUGCCGCUCGGACAGCCUCGUCCACGUCGUGGACGCCUCCGGCACCACCGACGAGGGCGGCAACCUGCAGGACGCGCCCGAGCAGCUGCAGCAGCACGGCAGAGGCGGGCGCGCCGUCGUCGCCGAGAUCGGCUGGGUGCGCGCCGAGAUCCACUUGUGGGUCUUCACCAACGUCUGCGCCAAGCGGCCGACGUGGCGGCGGCGGCCCGAGAAGCUCGGAGGCAUGUUCACCGGCUACGGCUGCUCGCCUGCCCUCGUGGCCGGCGUGCUCAAGCGAGCGCGCGCCGCUAUCAUCAAGGCCACCGUCGGCGCCGAGGAGAGCGGCGCGCCCGACGCCGAGGUGCUCGCGGCGGCGUGCGGCGGCACGGCGGAGGAGGACGGCCGCGAGCCGUCGCUCCGCCGGCCGCACGACGUCGCGCUCCACCGGCUGGUUGCGCACUUCGUCGCCGCCCGCUGGCCAGUCGCCGUCGCCCUCAACAAGGUUGACGUGCCCGGCGCGACGCGGCGCGUGAAGAAGGCGCGGGCGCGGCAUGUGGAGGAGGCGCGGGCGCAGUACCCCUCGCGCGUGCUUGUGCCCGUCUCGGCGCGCAGCGAGGUGGAGCGCCUCCGCGCCCACGCCAGCGCCGGCGCCGACGGGGCACGCUCCUACUCGCCCGACGGGUCGACGGGCACCUUGGACGUGCUCUCCGCCGCCGUCGCGCUGCGGCCGCCGACGCUCGCCUUCCCGAGCUCCGACCUCGCCACACUCGCCUCGCUGGGGCGGGGGGCGAACGCGGCGCGCCUCUUUGACUGCCUGCUGCUCAGGCCGUUGUCGACCGUCGCCGACCUCUGCGAGGCGGUCCGGCGGGAGGGGCUUUGCGCCGGGGAUCUGGUGCGCGCCGAAGCGCGUGGCGUCUUUACCCCGGAGGUGGCAGUCGUCCGGCGGGACGAUGUCGUUGCCGCCAAGGGCCCAAUAGUGCGCCUGCAGACGAGGAGGGCGGCCUGGCAGGGCCGCGCGGAGGCCGCGGAACAAGCGGAGGAGCACCAGCGCGGCACCAAGGCGUGCGGGCGGCGGAGGCAAACAGGAUAG
This is a messenger RNA of Emiliania huxleyi CCMP1516, 2301 nucleotides long. RefSeq lists its product as hypothetical. The transcript is spliced from 8 exons. The record is from RefSeq and is a predicted model, not a curated record. Gene Ontology annotation, molecular function: ATP hydrolysis activity; GTP binding. The coding region runs from base 1 to 2301 and encodes 766 amino acids. NCBI's taxonomy places the organism in Eukaryota, Haptophyta, Isochrysidales, Noelaerhabdaceae. Gene Ontology annotation, cellular component: cytoplasm.